This is a messenger RNA of Rhea pennata, 5392 nucleotides long. It is a transcript of the gene FMNL2, whose product is annotated as formin like 2. NCBI's taxonomy places the organism in Eukaryota, Metazoa, Chordata, Aves, Rheiformes, Rheidae. Gene Ontology annotation, biological process: cell migration; regulation of cell shape; cortical actin cytoskeleton organization. The record is from RefSeq and is a predicted model, not a curated record. Bases 44 to 3289 code for a protein of 1081 amino acids. Gene Ontology annotation, molecular function: small GTPase binding; actin filament binding. The transcript has 27 exons. Gene Ontology annotation, cellular component: cytosol.
CCGGAGCGCGGAGGCAGCGCGGAGGGCCGGGGCCGCCGCCGCCAUGGGCAACGCGGGGAGCGUGGACGCGCAGCAGACGGAGUUCCGGGCGCACAGCGUGCCCCUCAAGCUGCCCAUGCCCGAGCCCGGCGAGCUGGAGGAGCGCUUCGCCGCCGUGCUGAAUGCGAUGAACUUGCCGCCUGACAAAGCCAGGUUAUUGAGGCAGUAUGACAACGAGAAGAAGUGGGAGCUCAUCUGUGAUCAGGAAAGAUUUCAAGUGAAGAAUCCUCCACAUACAUAUAUCCAAAAACUAAAGGGCUAUCUUGAUCCUGCUGUGACCAGGAAGAAAUUCAGAAGACGAGUCCAAGAAUCAACUCAAGUACUCCGAGAACUGGAAAUUUCUUUAAGAACAAAUCACAUCGGGUGGGUCAGGGAGUUCUUGAAUGAAGAAAACAAGGGCCUGGAUGUUCUGGUGGAAUAUUUGUCAUUUGCACAGUAUGCAGUCACUUUUGACUUUGAAAGUUUGGAGAACAAUGUGGAAAACUCAAUGGACAAAUCCAAACCUUGGAGCCGAUCUAUUGAAGACCUGCACAGAGGAAGUAAUUUACCCUCACCGGUUGGCAAUAGCAUCUCCCGCUCUGGCAGACACUCCAAUUUACGGUAUAAUACCUUGCCAAGCCGAAGAACGCUAAAAAAUUCCAGAUUAGUGAGUAAAAAAGAUGAUGUUCAUGUCUGCAUCAUGUGUUUACGUGCCAUAAUGAAUUACCAGUAUGGAUUCAAUAUGGUCAUGUCACAUCCACAUGCUGUUAACGAAAUUGCACUAAGUUUGAACAACAAGAAUCCCAGAACGAAAGCCCUCGUCUUGGAACUGCUGGCAGCAGUUUGUCUGGUCAGAGGAGGGCACGAAAUCAUUUUAUCUGCAUUUGAUAACUUCAAGGAGGUUUGUGGGGAGAAACAGCGCUUUGAGAAGCUAAUGGAGCACUUCCGAAAUGAAGACAACAAUAUUGACUUUAUGGUGGCCUGCAUGCAGUUCAUCAACAUCGUUGUCCACUCGGUGGAAGACAUGAACUUCAGAGUCCAUCUGCAGUAUGAAUUUACAAAAUUAGGCCUGGAUGAGUAUCUGGAUAAACUUAAGCACACGGAGAGUGACAAACUGCAGGUGCAAAUUCAAGCCUACUUGGAUAAUGUUUUUGAUGUGGGAGCUUUGCUUGAGGAUGCUGAAACCAAGAAUGCAGCCCUGGAAAGAGUUGAAGAACUGGAAGAAAAUAUUUCUCAUUUAUCUGAAAAACUCCAAGAUACAGAGAACGAAGCUAUGGCAAAGAUUGUGGAACUGGAAAAACAACUUAUGCAGAGAAACAAAGAACUGGAUGUGAUUCGGGAAAUCUACAAAGAUGCAAAUACCCAGGUUCAUACGUUGAGAAAAAUGGUCAAAGAAAAAGAGGAAGCCAUCCAGCGACAGUCAACGCUGGAGAAAAAGAUCCAUGAACUGGAGAAGCAGGGGACCAUUAAAAUCCAGAAGAAAGGUGAUGGGGACAUCUCCAUUCUUCCUGUGGCUCUGGCUUCCAGCAUGUUGCCAGCAGGGUCAGAAGCCGUAGCUGGCACAUGUGUUGGACCAGGCGCUGGAGUUGCAUCUUCAGUACCGUUGCCACCACCUCCACCACCAUUACCAACCUUAGCAGCAGCGUCCGAGGCAGUGCAAAACGGUCCUGUAACAGUGCCAAUGCCACCUCCGCCUCCACCACCGCCUCCACCACCGCCACCACCGCCUCCUCUCCCAGGCCCAGCUCAAGAGACAGCUCCUGCAGCUCCACUACCCCCACCGCCCCCGCCGUCAGCACCCCCCUUGCCAGGAACUGCCUCUCCCACUGUGGUUUUCAACUCAGGACUUGCAGCUGUGAAAAUCAAGAAGCCCAUCAAGACCAAGUUCCGCAUGCCCGUGUUUAACUGGGUCGCCCUCAAGCCCAACCAGAUCAAUGGGACGGUGUUCAACGAAAUCGAUGACGAGAGGAUCCUGGAGGAUUUAAAUGUGGAUGAAUUUGAAGAAAUAUUCAAAACAAAAGCCCAAGGUCCAGCCAUUGAUCUUACUUCAAGCAAGCAAAAGAUAACUCAGAAAGGAUCAAACAAAGUCACGUUACUGGAUGCAAACAGGGCCAAAAAUCUUGCCAUUACUUUAAGAAAAGCUGGGAAGACAGCAGAUGAAAUAUGCAGAGCUAUCCACGUAUUUGACCUGAAAACAUUGCCAGUGGAUUUUGUUGAAUGUCUGAUGCGGUUCUUGCCCACUGAGAACGAAGUGAAAGUGCUGCGGCUCUACGAGCGGGAGAGGAAGCCCAUCGAAAACCUCUCUGAUGAAGACCGCUUCAUGAUGCAGUUCAGCAAGAUUGAGAGGCUGAUGCAGAAGAUGACAAUAAUGGCAUUUAUAGGCAACUUUGCAGAAAGCAUCCAGAUGCUGACUCCCCAACUUCACGCAAUAAUAGCUGCAUCUGUCUCAAUAAAGUCAUCCCAAAAGCUUAAGAAAAUACUGGAGAUAAUCUUGGCUCUGGGUAACUACAUGAAUAGCAGUAAACGAGGAGCUGUUUAUGGAUUUAAGCUGCAGAGUUUAGAUCUGCUCUUGGAAACAAAGUCAACAGACCGAAAACAAACGCUGUUGCACUAUAUUUCUAAUGUUGUCAAAGAGAAGUACCAGCACGUGUCCCUCUUUUACAAUGAGCUUCAUUACGUGGAGAAGGCCGCCGCAGUGUCUCUGGAAAACGUCCUCUUGGAUGUGAAGGAGCUGCAGAGAGGCCUAGACCUGACAAAGCGAGAAUACACCAUGCAUGACCACAACACAAUGCUGAAGGAAUUCAUUCAGAACAAUGAAGGAAAGCUAAAGAAACUGCAGGAUGAUGCAAAAAUAGCCCAGGAUGCCUUUGAUGAUGCUGUGAAAUAUUUUGGGGAGAAUCCCAAGACAACACCUCCCUCAGUCUUUUUCCCAGUGUUUGUCCGAUUUGUGAAAGCCUACAAGCAAGCAGAAGAAGAGAAUGAGUUGAGAAAAAAGCAGGAACAGGCCUUAAUGGAAAAACUUAUGGAACAAGAAGCACUGAUGGAACAACAGGACCAAAAGUCUCCUUCACAUAAAACAAAAAGACAGCAGCAAGAGCUCAUUGCAGAGCUCAGGCGGCGGCAAGUCAAGGAUAAUCGACAUGUGUAUGAAGGGAAGGAUGGUGCCAUUGAAGAUAUUAUCACAGCCCUAAAGAAGAAUAAUAUCACUAAAUUUCCAAAUGUUCACUCGAGGAUCUUCGAAACCAGCCAUACCGACGGGCCGAUGCGGUGAGGAGAAGCGUUAGACGGCGCUUUGACGACCAGAACUUGCGCUCUGCAAAUGGUGCUGAAAUAACGAUGUGAGGUGGAGACCUGCAUGUGUAAAGUAAAGGGUUUGCUUGACUGAUACCUUGCCCAUGUGACUAAUGGGGGUCUGCCACUUAAUUACAGCCUUGGAAACAGUAAAAAUUACCUUCUAAAGGGCUCAGAGACCUACAAAAAUGCAUAGGAACGCCAGCGAUGGGCUCUCCACUCAGCUGUAGCUAACAAGUGCCUAAAGUUGAAGUACCUGCUCAAAUUAAUCAAAGCAAUAGGACUUGAUUUGAUUGGGUAUCUUUUUUACACCAAUACAUUAAUCAGUAUUUUUAACCAAAAUGUAAAAUAUAUGAUGUUGUUUUGGGGUGUUUGGGUCUAUAAAAGUUUAGUGACAGGUCUUCAGCUGACCUGACCUGGCUCCCGGCCGGUUGCGCACAGGUGAUGCUUGGACAUGCUCUGCCGUGGGCUGCGGAAGCUAAACGCGUUCCUGCGCCGUCGCUGAGGAACGGCCUUGGCUUCAGCUGCACUGAGUGAUUGGCUUCCUUUUCUCUUUUUUUUUUUUUCUUUUUCUUUUGGUUAGGAAAAAAGAAAAACCAAACAUGUAAGGGCUUUCCAUAUGUAAUAGGGAAAUAAUUACAGGCCUUGGCCCCUGCCUUUCCCCCACCAUGCAUAGGCUCCACACUGCUGCAGUGAGGAUGUGGUAGCACGUAGGUCAGUGAUCACAAGUUUUCUGUCAAUCAACUAAAAAACACUAUUUGUCACUUUUAGCUUCUGCUUUUGUAGCACAGUUCAGGGCUGGGGCAGAAGGACUCGGGGGGGGGGGGCACGAGAAGCGUUGCAAAGGCACAAAAGGAGGAGGGCGGAUACGGCCGUUACUUUUUUUUUUCUUUGGCUAGCAGCAGCUUUUGGAUAACAGUGUAUUUAUUAAUUAGCACUAAGGUAUUAACAUCUCCGUAAUCAGUAUUAAGGCGCCUGAGGACCAUUACAGAGAGGGGCGGCUAAUAACCCACCCCGAGCGCACCGCGCGCGGCCCGGGCAGCCCCCGCCGGCCCGAGCCGGGGCGCAGCCCGGCCAGCGCCCACAUCGCGUUUGCGGCGCUCGAGAAAGGGUAUCAAUUAGCCUUAGUUUAGGGCCACGACGCACACCUCGCUCCUGGUUUUACAUCGCUCUCCUGGUAGAAGAAGAAAGAGCUGAACUGAAGUGACCGCAGGGUACUUGGUCUUUUCAGAAGUGAACUGGACUGAAACUAAAUUUGUGCUUUCCAAGCAGCUACAUUUUGCUUACAGCUUACCUUCUCUGGUAUCAUUGCAUCAAUAUGUUAAUUGUAAAAUUUAUUGUAUAGUAUUUAACCACUGAAUUUCUUUUCUUUUACGUUGUGCUUAUGUGAACCACUGGUGAAGGUCCCAUUUUUCUUGGAUAAUGUGUAGUUAUAUGAUAAUCUGUUUUUAAAUGUACAGAUAUUUUGCUACAAAAUUGGUGCAGUUUUUUAUGGUUUUUACACUUCUCUUUUAUUCCCACUUCUGCCUCUGGGUAAUAUUGUAAAUAUUGUUUAAAAAAAAAUGCAUCAGCCUGUGCUAUACAAUCUGAAUGUUAUUUUAACUUAUAGUUUUUGUUUUUAUAUUUAACUAAAUGGACCAUUUGGGGCUCAGAGUUACCACAUUGACCGCUGCUUAACUAUUUGCAGGAAGUUUACUUUAAAAAUUGCCACCUUCUCGCAUCUACAGCCACGCGUACCUGACAUGCUGAAGAGAACAUGCCACGAUCGCCUUUCAUCACUGAUAGUGAUAGAAGAGCAUUUUAAUCUGUGUUUAAAAAGAUUGGCAAUUAAUUAAAUUAAUUUUUAGUCAAAUGGUUGGACAUACUAGCUCUCACAUUCUUUUAAGCUCAAAGGUAAUUUUUUUAAUUUAAGACAAAAAUUAUCAAUCAUGCAGAUAGAAUAUAAUACUGGCAUGUUCUCUUUAAUAUUUUUCUAGUAAUAGACCUGCUUCUUAGCAGUAUUAGAAGUGUUUUAUAAAAGCAGUUCCUGUUACUUUCCUGGUCUGUUCCUGGCAUAAGAUCAAAUAAACUAUUUACACUACUA